CAACGUCCUCGAGGAGAGGUAGUUUUACAUUUUCAGGCCACAUCGUCUUCGUAUUAAGGGGGCACAAGUGAAAAAGUGAUAGUAUGUCUGCAAAGGGGGCGACAGUGCUGGCAAAGACAAAGACCCAAUUAGAAGAUGCUCUCAAGAACCAUGAACUGUCCCAGAAGAAGCUGCUCUCUGUUGAGGCUCAACUCAUCUCAAACAUAUUGGAAAACUGCAUCAGUCAAGUUGAGAUUGCAGCCACUCUGCCUGCUGUUCUCCAGUUAAACAGUGUGUCCAAUGUUGUGGACGAGGAGUUGAGUAGGGCACUUCAAGAGCAUCAAAUAUUAGAUAGUAGACUGGAGACACUGGAAGGUCUCAAGCAGGAGUCAAAUGGGGAACAAGACGGAGAAGAUGGGAAAGCAAGGGCUCAGCUUGAGAAGGACGUCAAGAACUCUGUCAGGGAUCUGCUCAGGGUUGUCCGAGCCCAUCCAGAUGCCAUUUGUGGCUUGCGGGCAGAGCUAGGUAUGGAAGUAGGGGAGAGUGAGUACAUACUAAUUAGAGGGCUUGAGAAGUUUCACCGCUAUGUGGUAGAAAAGUUGAUGACCAGUUUGGAUGAGGAGUUACAGCUGGUUCUCAACAAGCAGGUGUCUUCAUCCACUGCCCACGAUCUGGAGAUCAUAGUUUCACAGGAAGGAGAAGUAGCUACAGCCAUGAAGCAAAUAGAUGCAACGAUUUCUCAGAUAAAUGAUGAGAUAAAAGCAAUGCAGAGUUCUCUGCAAGAUAACAUGAGUCAAGAAGCGGGUAUGUCAUUUCUUGCCGACAAGCAGUGCCAGUCACAUAUCAAGACAUCAAAGAUGAAGCACAGCAGUUUACAACGGGAGAAUGAUCAACUGAACAGUCAGCUCAACGACUUGAUCCUUAAAAACAGGGAGGCAGAGAGAGUAAUUCAAGAGGAAAGUGAAAUCGUGGAGAAGGAAAUUGAAUACUUGCUCCAAACUUUUGACGAUGAAAUAGAAAAAGAUCAGGCCAACUUGGAGUUGAAUGGAAUGGGUUAUGAAAUGGAGGAGGAGGAGCUGAAGAAGCUGGAGGAAUCCUUUUCUGUCCUAGAGGUGGAGAGCAACCAGAUCCUGGAGAAGCGUCGGCUGGCAGAAGAGAAAAGAAGUAUGGAAAUGAUAGAGCUGGAGUUGAAGACCAAAGCUGCUAUUUUUGCCCAAGCCUGGUGGAGAGGCUACAGUACUCGCAAGGCGUUAAAGAACAAGGGCAAGAGCAAGAAGGGCAAAAAAGGCAAAGGCAAGAAGACCAAAUAAACCACUGCCUAGGUCCAUUACUCUGGUGCUACACAGUCACACACUCUACCUGUUGAGCAUGAAUGUUUUAUAAAAAAAAACACCAUUAUACUCCAUAUUCAGUUUGUGUUUUUAUGUGUUGUUUUUAAUAAAGCUCUUUAUGUUUUAAA
Molecule: messenger RNA, 1438 nt
Organism: Sebastes umbrosus (honeycomb rockfish)
Lineage: Eukaryota; Metazoa; Chordata; Actinopteri; Perciformes; Sebastidae
Gene: drc10
Product: IQ motif containing D
Exons: 6
Coding region: 84-1289 (401 amino acids)
Molecular function (GO): protein binding
Source: RefSeq, a predicted model, not a curated record